GGGGCGGACCUGCCACUCUCACAGUCUGCUGGACCACCACGCUGCUGGCAACCUUCCUCUCACUCCUCCUCCUCCUGCUGCUGGCAACACCCGCAACCUCUCCACAGCGUGUGGAGGUGUAGUGUAGCAGGGGAGGUGGGAAGGCUGGCCGUGUGGAGGUGGUGUUGGUCAGUGACGUUAGUGUCAACAAAGGUCUGCAUACCAUCCUCGAGGUCAGCGUUUCCUGCACCUUUGGACCUUCCUGGCUUGGCCAAACAACCCAUUAAAAAUGGCCAACCAGAAGACAGUAUUUGUGACGGGUGGCACUGGGUAUAUUGGCUCUCACUGCAUCAUUGACCUGCUGAAUGAGGGCUAUGAGGUGAUCACCAUUGACAACCUGACCAACAGCAGAGCUGGAGCGCUGAGCAGGGUGCAAGAGAUUACAGGCAAGAGUGUCACCUUUUACCAGUGUGACCUGCUUGAUGGCAAUGCUGUACAUGCCAUAUUUGCUAAGCACAAGAUUGAUUAUGUUAUUCAUUUUGCUGCCAUGAAAGCUGUUGGUGAAUCAAUGCAGUUUCCUCUAAUAUAUUACAAGAACAAUGUGAUUGGAACAAUCAACCUAAUUGAAGCCAUGAAGGCAAACAGUGUAUAUCAGAUGGUGUUCUCCUCUUCGUGUACUGUGUACGGUGACCCAGAGCACUUGCCCAUCACUGAAGACCAUCCUACUGGUGCUGUGACAAAUGUGUAUGGCCGCACCAAGUAUCUUAUUGAAGAGAUGUUGAAAGAUUUGUCUCGUGCAGAAGAAAAGUGGAACAUCAUUGCUCUAAGAUAUUUCAACCCUGUAGGAGCCCAUCCAUCUGGUCGGUUGGGUGAAGACCCAACCAAGAACUUUACUAACCUGAUGCCAUAUAUUGGUCAAGUGGCUAUUGGCAAGAAACCAAGCCUCACCAUAUUUGGUUGUGACUAUGACACUGCAGAUGGCACUGGUGUUCGUGAUUACAUCCAUGUGAUGGACUUGGCUUCUGGUCAUGUAUCUGCUCUUUCCAAGCUUGAUGAGGAGCAUCUUAGAUUUAAAACAUACAACCUGGGUACAGGCCAGGGAGUGUCUGUGUUGCAACUAGUGAAGGCUUUCGAGGCCGUGACUGAUACUAAAGUGGCUUAUGAGCUGAAACCUCGGCGAGAAGGAGACAUUGUGUCCAUGUUUGCCAACACUACCCUUGCCAAGAAAGAAUUGGGCUGGACAGCCAAGUACUCACUUGAAAAUAUGUGUGAGGACUUUUGGAGGUGGCAGACGAUGAACCCUGAUGGUUAUGCAAAGGAUGAACCUUACCCAGUUACUACAUUGGAUCAGUCCCCUCCAGAGAAGACCACAGCAGCUGCACCGGUCAAAGUGAUUGCAGCUUCCAGUACUGUUCCAUCUGUUAAUGGUGUUAAUGGUGUCAAUAACCACUGAGGGGUGUUUCACUUUUCGAGUUCUGAAAGGAGUGUGAAUGGAGUUGCAAUUACAAUCGCAACAUAAAGAUGGUUCAGUCUUCCCACGAUUGUCAUUUAUAAGAGAAUUGUAUUGGUGAAUUCUCAAUGUUUCCUAAAUGUCAACCAUGUUGGAUAUAUCUAAACUGUUAAUAAUUUACUCAGACAUUUUUUUUUGGAUAAAAUAUUUUCUGUAAUAGUUUCAAAAAUUUUAAGUUCACCAAAAUGUUAUGACAUCAACUAAUGUUGCAGAAUUGUUAGUUUCCCAAAUGUUGGUUCUUGCUAAGAAUGUUUACUAUUGGUAAUGAGAAGUGUUAAAGGUCUAUUGUAGGCAGUAUAUAGUCUUUCUGCUACACUAUUUGUUUAUGGUUUACCUAACGGACAUUUUAUUUUUGCCAUAUAUAUUAUUUUAAUAGCCACUAGCCUAAAUAUAUGUAAUGUAAUUUUGCACAGAGUGCCUGUUUUGUGGAGAUCUGGUGUUGGAAGAUUAUGGUGUUCCUCUAUAUUAGAGGAAUUUUCUAGACCUUUUUCAAUGUCAAAAUUUCUUAUAGACUGUCAAAGACAUGCAUGCAAAGUGUUCAUAUUCCACUUCUUUUUCAAAGUUUUGAAGCAACGCGUGUAUAAUCGAGUGACUGGAAAUAAUAAAUACUGUAUCAUAUGGACCAUGUUGUAACACUAAGUGCACUGGAGGUCUGUCAAAGGAAUAGUGUGUAUGUUGUAAUUACCUUGUACUAUACUUCAUUUCCCAUCUGUGUGAUGCAAAUAUAUAAAGUGGCCUACUUUAAGUUGAUAAAAAAGGGUCAAUUUAUUUAUACAAUGAAAAAUAAAAGAGAAAAUGAA
Molecule: messenger RNA, 2289 nt
Organism: Procambarus clarkii (red swamp crayfish)
Lineage: Eukaryota; Metazoa; Arthropoda; Malacostraca; Decapoda; Cambaridae
Product: UDP-glucose 4-epimerase
Biological process (GO): beta-D-galactose catabolic process via UDP-galactose, Leloir pathway
Cellular component (GO): cytosol
Molecular function (GO): UDP-glucose 4-epimerase activity
Source: RefSeq, a predicted model, not a curated record